GACAUGGAUUAUAGCUAUGAUGAAGACCUUGAUGAACUGUGCCCUGUGUGUGGGGACAAGGUAUCGGGGUAUCACUAUGGUCUCCUCACCUGCGAGAGCUGCAAGGGUUUCUUUAAACGGACAGUUCAGAAUAACAAGCGUUACACUUGCACAGAAAACCAGAGCUGUAAAAUCGACAAAACGCAGAGGAAAAGAUGCCCGUACUGUCGUUUUCAGAAGUGUCUGACCGUAGGGAUGAGGCUUGAAGCUGUGCGUGCUGACCGUAUGCGAGGAGGACGUAACAAGUUUGGGCCCAUGUACAAACGGGAUAGAGCCUUGAAGCAACAGAAAAAAGCUCUAAUUCGUGCUAAUGGCAUCAAACUAGAAACUAUCCCACAGAUAGUGUCUCCAGCACAAAAUGACUACACAUUAUCAACUAACAUCCAUUCCAUUCACCCAGGAACCAAAAAUCUGCCUCCUACCCCUGCUACUAUAAACCCAGCAGAGUAUGAUCGAGGGCCUUAUGGGCCCCCGUCAUUGGGAAUGACUAUGCCAAAUCAUACUCCAAUUUCUGGCUACCACUACCCCUCGUUUCCAAAUCGUACUAUCAAAUCAGAGUACCCGGACCACUACACAAAUAUGCACGACCCAGCUGCAGUGGGAGGUUAUAUGUAUCCUGAAACCUACACCAGCAACACCCCACCGGACAUCCCAGAGGUGAUUCUUAAACUCUUGCAGCUGGAGCCGGAUGAGCCUCAAGUAAAGGCACGAAUAGUUUCUUGUCUACAGCAGGAACAAAGUAAAAACCGCCAUGAGAAGUUCAGCACGUUUGGCCUGAUGUGUAAGAUGGCUGACCAGACGCUCUUUUCUAUAGUAGAGUGGGCACGAAGCUGUAUAUAUUUUAAGGAACUGGAGGUCAGCGACCAGAUGAUCUUGCUGCAGAAUUGCUGGAGUGAGCUCUUGGUGUUUGACCACAUCUAUCGACAAAUGCAACAUAACAAGGAGAACAGCAUUCUUCUAGUCACCGGUCAAGAGAUUGAGAUGUCAACAAUUUCAGUUCAGGCCGGCUCUGCGCUGAAUAAUCUGGUGUUGCGAGCCCAGGAACUUGUCAUCCUCCUACACUCUCUACAGGUCGACCGGCAGGAGUUUGUGUGUCUUAAAUUCCUUAUACUUUUUAGUCUUGAUGAAAAGUUCCUGGAAAAUCACAGCCUAGCAAAAAGUGCUCAAGAAAAGGUCAACUCUGCUCUCUUGGAAUACACAAUGUGCCACUAUCCCCACUGUACAGACAAAUUCCGCCUCCUACUGCUGAGAUUAUCUGAAAUCCGGUCAAUCAGCAUGCAAGCUGAGGAAUAUCUUUACAACAAGCACCUUAGUGGGGAGGUGCCCUGUAACAACUUACUCAUUGAAAUGCUGCACGCCAAGCGGGGUUGAACGGCCAUCCUAAGACUUGACUCUAUCAUAGCCGAUGAGACUUCUCUCUAUGGAUAUAUCCAACAGAAACUUUGUGAAGGGCAAAAUUGUUUUUAUUAA
Molecule: messenger RNA, 1509 nt
Organism: Bombina bombina (fire-bellied toad)
Lineage: Eukaryota; Metazoa; Chordata; Amphibia; Anura; Bombinatoridae
Gene: NR5A1
Product: nuclear receptor subfamily 5 group A member 1
Exons: 6
Biological process (GO): regulation of transcription by RNA polymerase II; hormone-mediated signaling pathway; tissue development
Cellular component (GO): RNA polymerase II transcription regulator complex
Molecular function (GO): RNA polymerase II cis-regulatory region sequence-specific DNA binding; zinc ion binding; nuclear receptor activity
Source: RefSeq, a predicted model, not a curated record